AUGUCCAUAGAGCCCAUCAUCACUUUUAAAGCAGGUAUCUGCGACCUUGAUACCUCCGUGGACCCCCCCGCCGUGAAACCUAAGCCGACUCCGGGGUAUAUUUACCUCUACUCCGAAGAUGAGCUAGUGCACUUCUGCUGGCGGCCUCGUAGCUCGCCUCUCGAUGAGCCCGAGCUCGAUCUAGUGAUGAUCCCCACUGACGGAAGCUUCACUCCCUACCCCUCUAGCGGUAAAUCUGUUACGAAUGGCCGAGUGUUUGUCCUGAAGUUUUCAUCGAGCUCCCAGAGACAUUUGUUCUGGCUACAGUCCCAUCCACAACACGAGAGCGGGAACCCAAGCAUCUGGAGCUACCGAGAUCUUAGGCUAGGAGAAAUUGUUGAUACUUUGCUACAAGGCGAGGAUGUCAAUAUGGAAGAAGAGAUCGCUAUGCUGUCCCACCGACCAUCUGGAGGAGAUGACGACGAGACCAUGGAGGAUGUGGAAGGCGUGGAUCACGACCAAACCCACCAAGGAGGUAGUAGCGGUGGAGCAGGUGCGGAUGCAACUGGAGGCGAUGUCCGGGAAGAAGGUCAAGAGUCGCGAGAAGGUGGUGCUGAUGGUGGACGAGCAGCAAAUACCGACUCCGAUCCAUCCUCGGUUGUUCAAGACUUCUUGAAGUCGCUGGGUGGCGCUGGCCGCGGCGCAUCUCAGGGUCCCGACCGUCCAUCUACAACCCUCCAAGACCUUCUUCCACCACCAACUACGCUUCCAUUCAUUGAAUCUGCCGAUGAAUCUACCGCCGAUCACCUGCUGCCCCUUCUUUCCCUCGAUCUCUCGCAGAAAAAAGACAUCCUCCGCAAAGUGCUUCGAUCCCCACAGUUCAUGCAAAGUCUAUCUAGUCUUACCGUUGCCCUUCGGGACGGCGGACUUCCCAGCAUCAGCGAGGCUUUGAAUAUCAAGGUUGCCAACGGUGGGUACAUGCGGCGUGGAGGAGUACCACUUGGUGGAGGUGAAGCCGUGGAGGCAUUUCUAGAUGGCGUUAGGGAAAGUCAAAAAUCACCUGAUGAAUCGGGCCGGAUGGAGACGGACUAA
Molecule: messenger RNA, 1071 nt
Organism: Penicillium chermesinum
Lineage: Eukaryota; Fungi; Ascomycota; Eurotiomycetes; Eurotiales; Aspergillaceae
Exons: 4
Coding region: 1-1071 (356 amino acids)
Biological process (GO): ubiquitin-dependent protein catabolic process
Cellular component (GO): cytoplasm; nucleus; proteasome regulatory particle, lid subcomplex
Molecular function (GO): ubiquitin binding; proteasome binding; endopeptidase activator activity
Source: RefSeq, a predicted model, not a curated record